Messenger RNA from Naegleria lovaniensis, 834 nucleotides. RefSeq lists its product as uncharacterized. Lineage: Eukaryota; Heterolobosea; Eutetramitea; Acrasida; Naegleriidae. Gene Ontology annotation, molecular function: kinase activity; tRNA binding. The transcript has a single exon. The record is from RefSeq and is a predicted model, not a curated record. The coding region runs from base 1 to 834 and encodes 277 amino acids.
AUGGGUAAAAUUGUAGUGUGUUUAUUGUAUGGCCUUCCAGCAAGUGGCAAAUCUUCUGUUGCAAAAUUAUUGGAAGAAAAAUUAAAAAACUUGAAUUUCAUCGUGGAACGAUUGGAAUACGAUCAAGUCUUGCGGAAUCAUCAAGAACAGAAAAAUAUCAUGGAUUUUUCUUCGGAAUUAUGGAAGGAAUCAAGACAAGUGGUUGAAAAACAAACUAUUGAACUUGUGGAAAAUUAUUUAUCAAGUCAAGACGAUAAAUCAAUGGUCAUCAUCUUGGAUGAUAAUUUCUAUUAUAAAAGUAUGAGACAUGAAUUUGUACAGAUUUGCAGAAAUUAUACGCUUUCAAAUGUUCAAUUGCUGUUAAAGUGCCCAGUGGAUUUGUGCAUUGAGAGGGAUAAGCAGAGAAGAACACCCGUUGGAGAUGGUAUUAUCAUGGAAAUGAGCAAAAAGUUCGAAUAUUCAGAAACCGCAUCCGAUGAAUUUAUUUUCCAUGUCGAGUAUGACACUUCUGACACAAGCCAAUUUAAUAAUAUUUGUGACAGUGUCAUCCAAGUUAUACAUCUCUCACUAGAUCAUCCUCUCCAAAAUGUAAUCAAGCUUCAAAGUGAAAUGAGAGAAGAAAGUCAAAGACAAAACAGAGAAUCAUUCGGCAAAUGUUUGGAUGAUGGAAUACGUAAACAGAUAUCCUAUCUGAUUGAACACAAUUUAAUUGAGAAGACUAAAGCCAAACAGCUUUCCAUCAUCAAACGAGAUGUUUUAAAAAAGGCAAAGAAAGAGAAUGGACUACAAUUCUAUUUUGACAUGUUUGAUAAUGAAGUUCAAAAGAUGAAUUAA